Molecule: messenger RNA, 2811 nt
Organism: Xyrauchen texanus (razorback sucker)
Lineage: Eukaryota; Metazoa; Chordata; Actinopteri; Cypriniformes; Catostomidae
Product: gastrula zinc finger protein XlCGF8.2DB-like
Exons: 2
Coding region: 219-1163 (314 amino acids)
Cellular component (GO): nucleus
Source: RefSeq, a predicted model, not a curated record
CUUAAAGGUGUUAAUGCAGAACAUUUAAAAAUUCUGACUUUCUUUUAAUGUUGGCAGGUCUGGUCAUCACUACCACACAGUGAUUAUGAAUCCACUACCAUAUCAAUUCAGCAAUAAAUGCUCUGAAUAUUCCUGUCAUCUUUGAAUUGAAGAAGAGUUUCCAGAAGUGCAGGACAAACUUCAAGUGUGUCAACAAUUUCUGACGUACUACUGCAAAGAUGGAUUUUAUUAAAGAGGAGCGAGAGGACAUGGGUUAUCCAGAACCACGCAUAGAGAAAAAUGAAGAAACUGAGGAACAAAUAGGCCUGAUGGAAGUCAAAAUGGAAAGUCAAGUAUGGAAUGGUGUGGAGGAGAAACAUUGGUAUCAGGAACCUAGGACAUCCAUAACUGAAGAAAAAUCAGUUAGUUGCUCACAGACUGAAAAUAAUUCCUCACAACAAACAAGUCAAAGGACAAGAACCACAAAUUCUUUCACAUGUCCUCAGUGUGGAAAGAGUUUUGGACAAAAAGGACACCUUACCAGUCAUGUGAGAAUUCACACUGGAGAGAAACCUUUCACAUGUCCUCAGUGUGGAAAGAGUUUCUCACAGAAAGAAAACCUUAAAAGGCACAUGGGAGUUCACACUGGAGAGAAUCCUUUCACAUGUCCUCAGUGUGGAAAGGGUUUCACACGUAAAUUUAUCCUAAAGGAACACAUAAGAAUACACACUGGAGAGAAUCCUUUCACAUGUCCUCAGUGUGGAAAGAGUUUCAGACAAAAAAAAACCCUUAAUGUCCACAUAAGAGUUCACACUGGAGAGAGGCCUUUCACAUGCCAUCACUGUGGACAGACAUUCAAAUAUUUAAAUAAUCUUCAAUGUCAUAUUCUCUCUCAGCACACUGGAGCAAAGUCAUUUAACUGUGAUCAGUGCAAUGAAAGUUUUAACUUGGAAUCAAACCUGAAGAAACACCUGAAAAUUCACAAAGACCCCCAUUUGUGCUCUUUUUGUGGAGAGAGUUUUUCAUGCCCGCACCGUUUCAAAAAUCACCAGAAAAUUCAUACUAGUGGGAAAGCUCAUGUGUGCCCUGAGUGUGGCGAUGCCUUUGCAGGAGCCGGCAACUUCAAGAUGCACCAAAGAAUCCAUAUUCAAGAAAAACCUUAUAAGAGUUUACAAAUUGUAUAGAGUUUCACUCAUUCAGGAGUAUUGAAAAUAGUAUUCUCUCCAGCCUUCUGUAGAGUUUCACCACAUCAAGUACCCAAUCAACUCAUUUUAAAAAAGCAUUGUGGAAAAAUGUCUUCAUAAGCUCCUCUUCGGGUUUAUUUUUAGGUCCAAUGCUUUAAACGGGGAAUUUCAGGUAUACCUAAAGAUAAAUGAACUUGCUCUUUUGGUAGAAAUUCUAGUUUUUAUGAAUCAUUUCUUUAAUGAUGGGAAGUAGUAGUAAUAGAAAUAUAUAUUAUUGCAAUGUCUCCUUUCAGUUUAAUUUCUGUUUCAUGUUGUUCACUGUUGAUAGAUGCUGAUGAAUUUGAGAAUGGAACAGACUAAUCUUACUGUGUUGAUGAAACAAAAAUACAUGGAUAUGAAUUUUGGUUAUUCUAGUAUUCCUUUUAAAUUUUGCUUUAAUUGGGCAUGUCUUUUAUUGUAUCACGGAAUUAUCAGGGAAUUUCAAAAUUGCAAUAAAUUGUUAAAAGUCAUGAAAAUUUCCAUUGUGAAUGUAAACUGCUCAGCCAUUUUUUUUUCUUUUCUUUUUGGAGGCACAAAUAAGUGUAAUUGUAUUAUCAAGUAAACUGUAUAAUAUGUGUAAUCUCUUAAUUCCAAGGAUUGGUGGGCUACUUGGCAUGGAAUUCCUCCCCAACAAUCUCAAUAAAAUUCAUUUAAAAACCUUUAGUUUUAGUUUUUUAACAGCUAGAAAAGUUCAAAAGUGUGGAAACCCCAUUUCCAAGGUCACUACAACGUACUUGAUAGAUUGCUGAUUGCAGAAAUGCACUGAGAAAAGAAGAUUCUACACUGAAAUCACUCAGAGACUAUUAUCUAUGACCAUGUACACAAUGCAAUUGAAUAUGUUUGACACUCUCCUUUUUAGUGCUUAAUUCUCUCAUGUGCACAGUUCAGUAAUUUGGUGUAAAAUGGUGUAACAACCACUUUUAACAACCAAAUUAACUCCCCAAAAAUGCAGGGGGUUGCACAACAUUUUCAUAAAUUCCAUGUUGUGUGUACAGACUCUUUUUCUCUGCAGAAAUUUGGGAGUGACAACCGCAUUAAAUGUGGAAGUAAAUCCUCUAAAUUUGAAUUUUGAGUGUGUACAGAAUACAGGAUUUUCUCCUGAAAUUGUGGUGAUUGACGAGAGAUAACGAUUGCAAUGCUUCACCAUCUCAUGCCUGUGAACAAGAAACAUGGAUACCAUCAGAUAGCAUUUUGUGUUUAUUUACCAAAGAAAUGUAGAAUUGAGUGAGAAGAUAAUUGAGGUCCGGAGACAGAAAGUGGCAAGUUCAAGCAAUUUACCCCAUUAAAUUGUGAGCUGUUGUUUGUCAGAUUUGAGGAGAGUGAAGAUCAACGCUUAGUCUGCCUGGUCCUCAGUGGCUGUAGCUCACAUCACUAUCUGCCAAGCGACCAACAACAUUUAGUCUGUCUAACUCCCUGUUACCGCCAAUGACCAGUCCCCAGCCCUCUGGGGUUGUCCAGUGUUUGUGUUUGUAUUCCUGUCCAAACAUCUGCUGCUAUCAGAGGAAUUUAGAACAGAUUGGGACAUUUAAAAAGUCUAUUGUACCUUUAAAGGAAAAUAACUUUAAUUUUGAAUCGCCUUACGGUUUGUUAUUGUGACAUCAUAAAGCGG